CCCAGAUACUUCUUAAUGAGGAACCCGUAGUUGAAUAUCGUCCAUCUUUUAUGGAAGGAUUAGAACUUGAUGCCUUCUUCCGAAGUAAUCGAAUUGCAUUAGAGGUGCAAGGAGCUCAGCAUCGGCUCCAUAACACUAGCUGGUAUAAAGAUGUCAAAAAACUCGAGGAUAUUGUUAACCGUGAUCGAAAGAAAAGAACCCUUUGUCAACUUAAUGGGAUUUAUCUUCUUGAAGUAUGGUAUGAUGAAAAUCCAGAAGUCACUAUUCCUAAGAAAAUAUAUAAAUUUAGAGAGUUUAUUGAUAGAAAAAUCUUUAAUCUUGAUUAA
Acaulospora morrowiae is the source of this 326-nucleotide messenger RNA. The record is from the annotation of a GenBank genome assembly. Lineage: Eukaryota; Fungi; Glomeromycota; Glomeromycetes; Diversisporales; Acaulosporaceae.